CGGAGAAGGGGCGGUCCGCGCGGUGCCCCCGCCUUCUGCCGCCUGUAACAACGGUGCACAGUGAGACCACGCCGGUGCCGAGUGCGGAAGAGCCUCGAGACCGCUGCUACCAUGGCGCUCAUUCUCUCCCACCUGAUCGAAGCGUGCUCGCCGUACAUUCCCGUGCUGAUCUUCUUGGUGGCCAUCGCCGUGCUGUUGGGCGACCGAUCUCAGCGGACGAGGAUCCUGCGAAAGAUCCCCGGCCCGCCGGCAUACCCGCUGCUCGGCAACCUGCCGGACAUGCCGCGGAACACGCGCGAGAUCGUGCCGGUGAUGCGACGUCUUUGCGAGCGUUUCCCGGGCGUCAUGCAUACCAGUCUCGGCUCAAUCCACUACGUGGUCGUGUCUUCAGCCGAGGCUGCGGAGCCGGUCCUGGGCAGCAAGCGCUUUCUGGACAAGGGCAUCGACUACGGUCCGGUGCGACCCUGGCUGGGCCUUGGUCUGCUCACCAGCACCGGUGACAAGUGGCACACGCAUCGCAAGCUCAUCACGCCCGCCUUCCACUUCGCCGUCCUGGAGCCGUACCUGGAGGUGAUGAAUGAGUGCAGCGGCGCGCUCGUGCGGCGACUGCGAGCAGCCGGCACCGGUUUCAUCAACGUCUGGCCGUUUAUCUCGGACGCCACGCUAGACGUUAUUUGUGAGACGGCAAUGGGCGUGAACCUCAGCUUCCAGUCGGGAUCUGCUUCCGAGUACAAGGCCGCCCUGCAGACUAUGGGAAACAUCAUUCACAUGAAAUCCCUCAGGCCUUGGCUAAGGAACGAUUCCAUAUUCUGGCUCCUAGGUUGGAAGCAUACCCAGGACAAGGCGCUCAACUUUUUGCACUCAUUUACGCAGUCGGUGAUUAGGGAGAGGAAGAUGCUACUAAAAGAGGGCAUGAACACGCCCAGUGAAACACCAAGCAGGAAGCGCUUGGCGUUCCUGGACCUGCUGCUGUCCAGCGCAAAGAAUGGAGCUCUUUUGACUGAUGAAGAAAUCCGCGAGGAGGUGGACACAUUCAUGUUCGAAGGCCAUGAUACAACAUCGUCAGGAAUCACUUGGGCGCUGUUUAACAUCGGCAGGAUGCCGGAGGUGCAGCGUAAGAUCCACGAUGAGCUGGACGAGGUCAUGGCCGGGCGUGACACGCCGCCGACUAGAGACGACCUGGCCCAGAUGAAGUAUCUGGAAUGGACCAUCAAGGAAUCGAUGCGCGUCUGCCCUCCCGUGACCACCUACUCCCGAACGCUGCCCGAGGCGGCUCAGAUCCUGGGCUACGACGUGCCGGCGGGCACGGACGUGCUCUUCUUCCCGCACAUGAUCCACCGUGACCCGCGCCACUGGGCCGACCCGGACCGGUUCGAGCCGGAGCGUUUCCAGCCGGAGCGCUCCGCCGGCCGGCACCCCUACAGCUACCUGCCCUUCUCGGCCGGGCCGCGCAACUGCAUCGGCCAGAGGUUUGCGCUCAUGGAGGAGAAGGCCGUCAUCUCGGCCGUGCUCAGGGAGUUUCGCGUCGAGUCGCGCCGCCAGUACGACGAGAGCAUGAUGAACGUCUGCCUCACGCUUCAGAGCAAUGGCCCGGUCGAGGUGCGGUUCGUUCCGCGUGACCGCGAGUGACUCGCGGCAGUCGUUUGCAGCGCUGCGCGUGCCUCUGGGAAGAUGUACUCGACGUCGGGUUUAAAUCAGGGUAAAUUUUCAGAACUGUGUGUGUGUGCUGCUAGGUCUUGGAAGCGUGUGUGCGUGGGUGCGUGUGUGUGUGUAUGUGUGUGCACGCCUGUGCCUGACCUUCCUUGGCAAUGUUUGUGGCUGUCAGGAGGCGUUCCCGGCACCUUGCACGGCAUGCGGUGGAGUUGUCUUUGGAUGUUUGCCACCGUAUGUAACACUUGAAAAACGUGGCUCGCGCAGUACUCUGCUCC
This is a messenger RNA of Pollicipes pollicipes, 1928 nucleotides long. Its product is annotated as cytochrome P450 4c3. The record is from RefSeq and is a predicted model, not a curated record. Gene Ontology annotation, molecular function: monooxygenase activity; iron ion binding; oxidoreductase activity, acting on paired donors, with incorporation or reduction of molecular oxygen. The transcript has a single exon. Lineage: Eukaryota; Metazoa; Arthropoda; Thecostraca; Pollicipedomorpha; Pollicipedidae. Bases 112 to 1629 code for a protein of 505 amino acids.